AUGGUCCCUCCGCAGCCAAACCCCCCCACAGCCUCUCCCCUUCCCCGCCUCCACAUCUGGGGAACAGCCACUCGGAGCUCUGCGUGGGGAAACAAGGAGGAUUUCAAAACGCUGCAGAUGUUUGCGGACAAGUCUGCAGCGGAAUACAGCGAGUCUGGGCGGGAUAUUGGUUUAGCCGUUCGCUCAUGGAACUGUGUGCAGAUUAUGGUCUGGAUACGACACAGAGAUAAGAGCCGUCUGCAGAUUCACACUCAGGACAGAGGGCUGACUCGGCAGAUACACCUGAUCGUGGCCCAGGAUGAGUGCACGUGCUCUGGGCUCAUCCUCAGCCCAGCCCAGUUCUGGAUUGCUCUUUGUUUUGUUUUUGUUUUUUUUGAAGAGGAAGUGAAAAGUGCUGACGUGACGUGUACAGAGGAUGCUGGUGCAAUCCCAGUGAGCGAUGUGGAGCUGAAGCAAGACCGGAUUUAG
Messenger RNA from Knipowitschia caucasica, 468 nucleotides. The record is from the annotation of a GenBank genome assembly. Lineage: Eukaryota; Metazoa; Chordata; Actinopteri; Gobiiformes; Gobiidae.